AUGGCGAGGUGGAGCACCGUUACUGCCGCAAUGGCGUGCCGUUUCUUGCUCGUCGCCCUCCUCCUCGCGGUGGCGCCGCUAGCACCGGCUGACGCGAGAGAUGUGCCUGCCACGGCCACCGCCACCGCCAAGACCACAAAGACAACUGCGACGACCACGAGUGCUAAGAACGUCGGCGUGGCCGCGGCCGCACCGGCCGGCCUCGGCGACCAGAAAACCUUCCUGGGCAGCGGCCUGGGCGGAGGGUACGGCGGUGGAGUCGGGGGCUUCGCUGGCGCCGGCGGGGUGGGAGGCCUGGGCGGAGCGGUGGGUGGCAUCGGCGGCGCCCUCGGAGGCGUCGGGGGCGGCGUGGGAGGGAUCGGGGGCAUUGGUGGCCUCGCUGGCGUGGGAGGCGUCGGUGGGCUCGGCGGAGCCGGCGGUGGCGUUGGCGGACUUGGCGGCGCGGGCGGGCUCGGUGGCCUCGGCGGUGGUGGUGCAGGUGGCCUCGGCGGUCUGGGCGGUGGCUCGGGCGGACUUGGUGGCCUCGGCGGUGGAGGAGGUGGGCUUGGUGGCCUCGGCGGUGGAGGAGGUGGGCUUGGUGGCCUCGGCGGUGGAGGGCUCGGAGGUGGCGCCGGUGGACUCGGCGGUGGCAUCGGACACGGCGGCGGUGGCUGCAUCCACCCGUGA
Triticum dicoccoides is the source of this 666-nucleotide messenger RNA. RefSeq names its product glycine-rich protein. The transcript has 2 exons. The record is from RefSeq and is a predicted model, not a curated record. Lineage: Eukaryota; Viridiplantae; Streptophyta; Magnoliopsida; Poales; Poaceae. The coding region runs from base 1 to 666 and encodes 221 amino acids.